AUAAUAUUUCAAAAUUUUGAUUAGCUUAUCUUCUCUUAUCACAUAAGUAGAAUACUAUCUAAUCGAAUUCAUUUAUGGAUUUCAAUCUACUAAAUAGUUUAUUUAGGAGCUAAUCAUACAUGCUUUGUAGUCAGUUGACGUUGAACUCGAAAUGGAAAGCACUGAAUCUUCGCCUGUGGUGCAAACCACGCAUGGCCAGGUCCGUGGAGCACUGUUGACCACGCUCUACGAUGACCUCUACUACUGCUUCGAUGGCAUACCCUACGCUGAGCCACCACUGGGUGAGCUACGCUUCAGAGAGCCACAGCAUGCGAAGCCCUGGCAAGGCAUUCUUGACUGCACUGUUCCGAAGGAGAAGUGUUUCCAAGUAGGAAGCAUUUCACAGCAAAUUGAGGGCAGCGAGGAUUGCCUGUAUCUGAAUAUAGCCGCGAAAAGUUUAAGAAGCGAAAGGCCUUUACCUGUAAUGGUCUAUGUACAUGGAGGCAUGUUUAGGACCGGAGACCCAACCCGGCGCAGCCUUGGACCUGACUAUCUAAUGCGCGAGCAGGUGAUUUAUGUAAGCAUUGGCUAUCGCCUGGGUCCAUUUGGCUUCUUAAGCUUCGCUGAUCCGUCUUUGCGCAUACCCGGCAAUGCUGGGGUAAAGGAUAUUAUUCUAGCCCUGAAGUGGAUCAAGGCAAACGUGGCUAGCUUCAAUGGGGAUGCGAACAACAUAACGCUCUUCGGGCACAGCUCGGGCAGUGCUAUAGUGCACUUGCUGACGAUGAGUCCCCAGGCAGAAGGCCUAUUCAACAAGGCCAUACUGAUGGCUGGGCAUCAGCUCGAAAUACAUAAUGAUCCCGACGUAGAGUAUAAGUUGGCGAAGCAUUUGGGCUAUGAGGGCGAGAAUAACGAUAUUGACGUAUUCAAGUUCAUAAAUGCCACGGAUCCUGAGCUGUUGAUUCGGUCAGAUUAUCGGUCGCUAUAUGAGCGAAUGCAGGGUCCCAUACUCUUUUUACCACGUGUAGAGUAUUAUGCCACUCCCAGUGCUGUGGUACUCGAGCAGCCGCGUGCUCUGCAGGGCAGUGCUUGGGGCAAUCGUCUGCCCUUCAUGAUGGGCUGCACCAGCAGCGAGGGUCUGUCCCAGGCCAUGUUUAUUGUUAAAAAGGAUCCUGAAGUGCUGAAGCUGCAUAGGGAUCACCCAGAGUUCCUGUUGCCGACCUACAUACGGCAUGGCUGUGCCACCGACCUUGCUCGCCACCUUGGCGGAAUGCUGGUCAAGAAGUUCUGUGGCGUGAGUGUCACGUAUGUGAACAAGUGGCAUUUCCAGUCGAUCGCUGAUCUCUUCACCCACCACAUGCUGCACUAUCAGGACCGAUUGCUCAAGGCGCGACUGAAAUAUAGCCAGGCUGCCAAUUACCUCUAUCGCUUCGACGUUGAUUCCCCUGACUUUAAUUUUUAUCGGGUGCGCUAUCUCGGAAAGGAUAGCCAUGGCGCUGUCCACGCUGAUGAACUGGGCUAUAUUUUUAAGCUGCCUGCUGCAUUCAAACUAGAGAAGACUCGACCGGAGUACUCGAUCAUCUGCCGUUUUGUAGCUCUGUUUACGGAGUUUGCUCGCAGCUCCAAUCCAAAUGGACCGCUCACCAAGCAGCUGGUGGACUGGCAGCCCGUAACUAAAGAUGAGCCGACAAUGUGCCUCAACAUAAAUGAGGAACUCAAGUUUAUCACACAGCCGGAGUCUUGGAAAUUGAAAUUCUACGAGCAGUUAGUCUUGAGUGCCGAAAUGGAACUGAUUUAAUGAAAGUUGAAGCUUUCGUAAGGUAAGAUAAGAUAUAA
Molecule: messenger RNA, 1812 nt
Organism: Drosophila navojoa
Lineage: Eukaryota; Metazoa; Arthropoda; Insecta; Diptera; Drosophilidae
Product: esterase B1
Source: RefSeq, a predicted model, not a curated record